Molecule: messenger RNA, 1425 nt
Organism: Rhizoctonia solani
Lineage: Eukaryota; Fungi; Basidiomycota; Agaricomycetes; Cantharellales; Ceratobasidiaceae
Product: cytochrome P450 family protein
Exons: 12
Coding region: 1-1425 (474 amino acids)
Molecular function (GO): monooxygenase activity; oxidoreductase activity, acting on paired donors, with incorporation or reduction of molecular oxygen; heme binding
Source: RefSeq, a predicted model, not a curated record
AUGCAACUGAAUCCUGUACAUUUUUAUGAUCAAAUCCGCGAAUUGAACAGAAAGUAUGGUCCGCUUGCCUCGCUUAAAAUAGGAUCGAGCAAUGUUAUUAUCAUUGGUGGAGAUGGGAAAUUGGUUAGAGAGCUUCUCGACAAGCGAGGUUCAAUAUACUCCAAUCGACCAGCAGAGCCAACCUUGCAAAUUGCUGGUGGUGGUGAUCACUUACUGUUCCAGCAAGAUACGGAGAAAUGGAGAGCGGCAAGGAAGCAAAUUGUGCGACAUUAUCCUCGGGCAAGUGAUCCUGAACAGGUUCGCCUCCAGGAAGCUGAGAGUGUACAAUUACUGUACGACUUCCUGCACGACCCUGAGCGGCACAUAAAGCAUUCAAUGCGCUACACUACGAGCAUCAUUGCUUGUUUAAACUAUGGCGUUCGAUGUGCUACCUAUGACGAUCCGGUGAUACAUGGUAUUGAAUCAAUCAUGACACGGAUAUCAAGACCCCUGUCUGAUACUCAGUUUGGCUUGAUCAGGAUUUUACCUGAUUUUAUGACGGGUAACUGGAAGGCUAAAGCGCUACAUCUGAAACAGCUAAUGCUUAAAAUAUAUGGGGGUCUCGCAGAGAUUGGGUCGGAGAGGGGUAAAUCUGGGCUGAAUACUGAUAACUUUGCAUACAAAUUACGCCUGGAUGAGAACGUUACGAAUCUGACGCGAAAUCACCAAGCACAAAUUUGCGGGAUCGCUCUUGAGGGGGGUUCUGAUAUUGUUGCGGGAGUUAUAUCGACCGCGAUACUAGCGCUACUAGAAGAUACAACGAGCCAAGAUAGAGCAAGGCAGGAGAUUGAUGGUAUAUAUGACGAGUAUACGCUCCCAAGGUGGGCUGAUGAGGAAAGAAUGCCUUUCGUCCGAGCGAUUGUAAGGGAGACUCUAAGGUGGAGACCCCCGCUUCCAAGUUGCGUUUCUCAUAGAUUGGAGCAGGACGAUACCUAUGCAGGAUAUUUUCUGCCAAAGGAUUCCACUGUAAUAUGCAGCAUUUGGGGAAUUCACACCAACCCAGAGCGAUAUGAAGACCCACGAAGAUUCAAUCCCGAUCGCUUCCUGGGACACAAGUUAUCGAUGGCUGAUUCCAUGGUGCAGAGUAAUCCUUUUGACCGGGAUCAUUUCGCAUUUGGAGCAGGACGUCGCUCUUGUCCCGGCGUUCAAUUGGCCGAACAGGGGAUAUUCAUUGCCAUCUGCAGACUGCUAUGGGCAUUUGAAUUCUCGGUGCCCCUUGGUACCACUGUCAAUACGGACCAGAGUGCGUUUCAUGGUUCGAUACGUCGACCCAAGCAAUAUCCCGUCGUCAUUACACCUCGUUCGGAGAGAAGAGUCGAAACCAUUGAAAGGGAGAUGUUAUCGGCGAAAGAGAGCGUUUUCUCAUUAUAUGGGUCUUACAAAUAG